Messenger RNA from Diatraea saccharalis (sugarcane borer), 1214 nucleotides. The record is from the annotation of a GenBank genome assembly. Lineage: Eukaryota; Metazoa; Arthropoda; Insecta; Lepidoptera; Crambidae.
AAAAAAAAAUUGUGAAUGUUUGAUUUGUUAUAGUAGCACACAAUAUUGUGUGAAAUGCUCAGAUAAGCCAUUAAUUAAAAAAGAUGAUACAAUAAAAAGAGGAAGAAUGUAUUGAAAAUGAUAAGUGUGUCUAUAACAUUCUCACAAGUUUGUGGCAUUUUGACUGUCAGUUUUCAGCUUACGCAAACGAAGUAAUAACAAAUAUGAACUCCUUGGAAGAACUUCAGGAUUUCAUUAAGUCUAAAAACAAUUCUAAAAACUUUAUCAAUGCUUCCGAUGUGCCAAAAAUAUGUAGAUCAGAACCAUGUAUGUUGGGAGUAGAUGAAGCAGGCAGAGGCCCUGUGUUAGGCCCUAUGGUUUAUGGUGUUGCCUACUGUCCAAUAAAAGAAAAGAAAAUAUUAGAAUCCCUAGGCUGUGCUGAUUCUAAAGCAUUAACUGAGGAGAAAAGAGAUGAAAUUUUAUUGAAAAUGCUCACUGAGAAUGAUGCAAUUAAUAAUGUGGGAUGGGCUGCUGAAAUUAUAUCUCCAAAUUAUAUUUCAAAUUCAAUGUACAAAAGAGCAAAACAUUCUUUAAAUGAGGUAUCUAUGAACUCUGCUAUAGAUCUUAUAAAAAAAGUGGCAGAAUGUGGAGCUAAUAUAACAGAAGUCUAUGUGGAUACUGUUGGUCCCCCUGAAAAAUAUCAAGCUCGGUUAAGUGAAAUAUUUCCUGAUUAUAAAAUCACAGUUGCAAAAAAGGCUGACUCAAUUUACCCUAUUGUGUCAGCAGCUAGUAUUGUUGCCAAAGUUACUAGAGAUCAUAGUCUUAAAGUUUGGAAGUUCCAAGAAGGUCUGGAGAUGAGUUAUACGGAGUUUGGGAGUGGUUAUCCUGGUGAUCCCCUGACGAAGAAGUUCAUCAGAGAUCAAAUCGACAAAAUUUUUGGAUAUCCUUUAUUGGUUAGGUUUAGUUGGUCAACAGCAGAAGUUAUGCUACAAGAAAAAGCAGCUAAUUGCAUAUUUGAAGAUGUGGAUGAUGAUGGACAGACUAAGAAAGCAAAUACAAAACCGAUUAGUUCAUUUUUUACUUCACCUAAUGAAAAUGGUACAAAGAAAAGGAAACUGCAUAAGUUUUUUGAAGAAAGAUAUUUGACUAGAGACAAUGCAUUUGAAUAAGAGUGUUUAGAAUAAGAACUAGUAACUAAGAAUAUUUUUUUUAUGUUUUCUAUUAAUAAAAUCCAU